AUGGAUCUUCCGCCGCCCUCGGUCCUGGCUCAAUUGCCUCGUCCGCUCCAAGCUUCUGCUGGCAGGACGCAGAUCGGCGAAGUUUUUUCUCUGGCCGAAUCGAAGAAAAGGAAGCGGUAUGAGGUUGCUGUGGCUGUUGAUGGCGAGGGAUUGAACAUAUACAAUGUGCAAUCCCCAAAGCUCAUCACCUCGCACGCUGUUCCGCCUCAGUCUGUGUUCUCGUGUCGCCCAUGCGCCAUACGGCGCAGAAUCCAGGAAACAUCAGUGGUAAAGCGACACAUUUAUGCUGCUGUGGAACGACCUAAGCAUGAAAUCAAAGGAUUCUUUGAAGAGACCGUCCCUGGCUCGGCUACUGCUCCCGUGAUUGCUACAUCUUCGUAUACGUUGAAGGAUGCCCAAAGCCCUACGACCUUUGUCGGCAUAAUCCCACGGGAGUCCAACGACGACAGCAAUGACGAGUUGUUUGACCUUCUCAGUGUACACCGCGACGGACAAGUGCGCAGGUUUACGUCAGACUUGAAAACACAAAAGUGGAGUAUCCAGCACAAGGAAGUCAAGAACGAGGUCGGCGCAGCUUUUCUGGUUGAAUUUGACGAUGCUAGAAGGUCUCUGCUCAAGAAGAGACCUGAUCUGGCCGCUUUGGCUAUUGGAGACGUGUCUGCGUCGCCUGCCAACAACCCUUCUGUGCUUCUACUUGUCUCCCACCCGGUUAGCGAAGACGGCUCGAGCAAGCUGGCCUUGGAUGAUGUCAAAGUCCAUAUUUUUGCUAUACCCGUUACAUAUGACUCGGCGGCCGGAAUUGUUGAUGACUUUCAAAAGCUUCGCCACCUGCAUACUGUGCAACUACCCAAAGUUGAGGGUAUAGAGAUCGAUUCCAGAGAGCCUCAGUGGACCUUCCACUCCGGCUCUGCGGGAUUGAGCCUGUCGUUUCAAAAAGGAUACAUCAACUGUGAUCUGUCUCAAUACUCGCCCACUGUCACGACCAAAUUUGUGCUGAACGACGAGCAUUUCUCGUCGAUCAUGCGCAUAUCUCCAUACUCUGUCAUCGGGGCUGGGAAAUCGCUUGUCGGUCUGUACGAUACGCAGUACUCUUCUGUCCAACGCAGAAUCGGCACUCGCGACCUGUCGCCCGCAAAAUCUAAAGAGUUCGACCCCAAGGCUGCUAUGACUUUUGUUGGAUAUUUUGCCAAGCUAGGUAUAGUAUUGGCAGUCAAGGACAGUGCGCUUCUGUCCUUUGACUUGUCCUCUACUCACACGAUACGUGGGACUUCACUCAAACGGCAACGAGACGGACUGCUUAUAGAUGCCAUUGGGAAGGGUGUUAGCUCUUCGGCAUCGUGGAAUACGGCAGAAGCCGGGGAUUGUCUUGGGUUGUCGAACAAGGAAGAGAAUAGUCGAUGGAAUACGCUAAAGGAAGGACUUAACAGCGCAAUCAAAGCAACCGACCCGACUGCAUUUGAUAAUGCCGUCACAUCCUACUUUGGCACUGAGAAAUUGCUAUCCCUCCCCCAGACAUCGGCGAACCUCGAAAAGGCCCUGUUCAUUCUGUCAAAGAUCUUCACAGUACGACAACAGCAGGAAGCAGGAAACCUGCGAAAUGACUCUGCAACUUUGAAACUUGCGCUCUGGCCCAAGAAGACAUUUGACUGGCUAGUGAAAUCCGGCCUGUUCACGUUGGAUCAUAUUGAUGCUGCUGUUCGUCGGGCCAAUAAGCCACGCAUUCUGCCACCUUUCCAGACGGGCUCUCUCGUACAGGCGCUUGCAGACUUUGAUGCUGUUUCACUCAAACCGCUUUUCCUCCUCCUUCGAAGCUCCCUUUCCUUAUUGCCACCAGACGAACUCACGCGUGCUCUCAAGGUCUUUAUUGACCUCGCCCGUGCUUCGUCCGUUGCCUUGGACCAGCCUGAGAUAAUGGCCAUCACCGGCGCUGCCGACGUGGAAAUGGACGAUGACUCCAGCAGCAUGCCGGCCACCGAACCAGCCACCACCGCGAACGAUAAUGACAAAAAUAACAGCAACAACAAUAACACCACCACCAAAACAAACGUUUCUCUACAAGACGCAUUCACCGGCCUCAACCUAACCCUCUCCAAACUGCACGCCUACCCCAUUAACCGCGUAGUCUCAUCUCUGCGCUCCACACUCUCCAACACCGACACUCUCGCCAUCGUACACCACCUGCGCGUCUCCCUCGCCACAGGAGGGUACACUGCACGCUUCACCGAGAACCCUCCCGUGCCUCUGGACGCAAUCAAAGCAGCGCCCCGACUCAGUCUCGACACGAUUGUGGAUCUGAUGAACGCGAGCGUGGAUGCCAUCGGGCCCUCCGGUUGGAUCUCUGCGGUUGAGUUUGUGGGCACUGCUGUGAACGAGUCGGAAAUGAUUGCGCACAUGCAAUCUGAAGUAUCGGCUGCGCUGGCCGGUGUCGAAGAGGCUGCGUAUAUGAAGGGGGUUUUGGGCGAGUUUAUUCGCUAUGGCAGUCAAGUCACCGCCGCCAGUACCAAUACCAACAACCCAGCCGACAAAUCCUCAUCAAAAGCUAUUACCGCAGCACUAACCACCACCACCGACAACUCCAACAACAACAACAGCAGCAGCAGUAUCACCGACCCUGCCCCCGGCGUAAAACGCGAAUACGAUACCUACGGCAAACUCUGGGAAACAUAUACCUUCCCCAAAGCCGGCGAGGAAGACGGCAAGAUACUUCCCUUGUCACUCAAUGCACCAACAACAGGCGAGUCCUCGUCGUCGUUGGAACAACAGGUUGCUGCUGGUGCUGGUCGUACCAAGAUUCAAAAGUCUACGGGCGCUGUACAGAACAGAACGAAUCGAGAAAUGGCGUAUUUGCAGCGCAGGGCGGUGCCGGAUUAUUCGGUUAUUAGGAUACACCUGUAA
Molecule: messenger RNA, 2895 nt
Organism: Talaromyces rugulosus
Lineage: Eukaryota; Fungi; Ascomycota; Eurotiomycetes; Eurotiales; Trichocomaceae
Exons: 2
Coding region: 1-2895 (964 amino acids)
Source: RefSeq, a predicted model, not a curated record